This is a messenger RNA of Ziziphus jujuba (common jujube), 2214 nucleotides long. RefSeq names its product subtilisin-like protease SBT4.4. Bases 1 to 2214 code for a protein of 737 amino acids. Gene Ontology annotation, biological process: proteolysis. Lineage: Eukaryota; Viridiplantae; Streptophyta; Magnoliopsida; Rosales; Rhamnaceae. The record is from RefSeq and is a predicted model, not a curated record. Gene Ontology annotation, molecular function: serine-type endopeptidase activity. The transcript has 10 exons.
AUGGCUAAGUAUGGAUAUUCUCUUAUGUUUUAUCGUUUGAUGAUCUCCAUUUUCAUACUCUCCUCGAGUUUAAGGUGCAAAGCCAUUGAUAAUGAUGAUAGAAAGGUAUAUAUUGUGUACAUGGGGUCACUUCCUGAUGAUGCGCUGUACUCGCCAACGGCUAACCACAUAAGCCUAUUGCAAGGAGUGCUUCAGGGCAGUAGUGUAGAAAACUCUUUAAUUACAAGUUACAAAAGGAGUUUCAAUGGCUUUGCAGCCAAACUUACUGAUACUGAAAGACAGAGGAUUGCUGAGAUGAAAGAAGUAGUUUCUGUAUUCCCUAGUAGAAAUCUUAAACUUCAAACAACAAGAUCUUGGGACUUCAUUGGUCUCCACCAGAAAGCGAAAAGAAAUCCCACCGCAGAGAGCAAUAUUAUAGUUGGUGUAAUUGACAGUGGAGUUUGGCCUGAAUCGGAUAGCUUUAGUGACAAAGGUUUUGGUCCUCCUCCAAAGAAGUGGAAAGGUGUCUGCUCCGGAGGUGACAAUUUCACAUGCAAUAACAAGCUCAUUGGAGCUCGGUUUUACCAACAAUCACUCAUAAAGAAAACUACUACUACCGCAAGGGAUACAGAGGGACAUGGAUCCCAUACAGCCUCAACAGCAGCUGGAAACAUUGUAAAUGGUGUUACCUUCUUCGGAAUAGUAAGAGGUGCCGCAAGAGGAGGAGUUCCCUCUGCAAGAAUUGCUGUUUACAAAGCUUGCGAUGGUGGUUGCUUUUCUGCAAGUAUAUUGGCUGCUUUUGAUGAUGCUAUUGCUGAUGGAGUUGACAUUAUCACAAUCUCAAUUGGGGCUGAUUCUCCACUUGAGUAUGAUCAAGAUCCUAUAGCAAUUGGUGCUUUUCAUGGAUUGAAGAGAGGGAUAUUGACUAUUAAUUCUGCUGGCAACUCUGGUUCCUCUCUUGGUUCCGUAUCGAGUGUAGCACCGUGGAUGAUGACUGUAGCAGCAAGCAGCACAGACAGACGGAUUAUAGACAAAGUUGUUCUUGGAAAUGGAAAGACUCUAAUCGGUAAUACAGUUAACACUUUCACAAUGAAUCAAAGCUUUCCUUUAGUAUAUGGAAAAGAUGUUACGAAUGGUGUCUGCGUUGAAAAUGACACCAGGUCCUGUGUUGAACUAUGCAUAAAUCAAACUGCAGUGAAGGGAAAGAUUUUGCUGUGUGAUCGGCCACCAUUGGCGGAGGCUUUAACUAAUGCAACUGGUUCAAUAUAUAACAAAUUGGUGUCGUCUGACACUCCUUUUGUUGAAGCAGCUCCUACAUCAGGUUUAACCCCUGAAGACUAUACCACUGUCCAAACCUACUUCAAUUCCACAAAAAACGCUCACGCAAACAUAUUGAAAAGUGAAGUCAUAACAGAUUCUGCUGCUCCUAGAGUUGCUUCAUUCUCUUCACGGGGGCCAAAUCUCAUUACGAGGGAGAUUUUGAAGCCAGAUAUAACAGCCCCAGGCAUAGAUAUUUUAGCUGCGUUUUCACCUCUAGCUUCACCUUCAUCUUUCAGUGGCGACUUGAGGAGGGUGAAGUACAAUAUAGUAUCUGGAACCUCCAUGUCAUGCCCUCAUGUUGCUGGAGCAGCUGCAUAUGUUAAAUCAUUUCACCCUGAUUGGUCUCCUUCAGCCAUAAAAUCUUCUCUUAUGACCACCGCUUGGGUCAUGAACAGUACUCAAAGUUUCGAUAGCGAAUUUGGUUAUGGAGCAGGGCACGUUAACCCUGUGAAAGCCAUAGAUCCUGGACUUGUCUAUGAAAAUUCUCAAGAGGAUUACAUAAAUUUCCUAUGUGGAAUUGGUUAUACUGAGGACAGAAUAAGGCUUAUAUAUGGCGAGUAUAAUAGCACUUGCCACAAAGUUUCUGUUGAGCCUAAGAACUUCAAUUAUCCGGCAUUUGUCCAUCAAGUUGUUGAAGAUGAUGGAUCUUUCUCAGUUGAUUAUAAGAGAAGAGUGAAGAACGUUGGCCUUGCAAACUCCACUUACAAGGCAAAAUUUAGUCCAAAUUCUAAACUUGAAAUGAAAGUGGAGCCUGAAGUUCUUUCCUUCAAAUUUCUGAAUGAAGAGAAGGCUUUCAAUGUGACUGUUACAGGAGUUGUGGAAAGUGGAACUAUUCAGUCUUCAUCAAUCAUCUGGUCUGAUGGUACUCAUAGUGUUAGAACUCCUAUUGUUAUUUUUAAGCCUAUACCAAGUUAA